AUGGCUCAACCCGGUGGCCACGGCGUUGUUGGAACCUGGCGAUGCACCGCGGUGCAGCCAACCACGAAGCACACCAGAUCAGAUCAGAGUUUAUAUCCACUUGCCUCGUGGCAGGCGCAGGAUAUCUCUGGUCAUGGCCGAGAUAGUCUCGACUUCUCGACCCGGGACAAGAUGCUCACUGGUCGCGCCGCACGAGACUCCUCCUCCCCAUUUAGUUCUAGUGCCAUGUUGCCUUGA
Molecule: messenger RNA, 237 nt
Organism: Penicillium diatomitis
Lineage: Eukaryota; Fungi; Ascomycota; Eurotiomycetes; Eurotiales; Aspergillaceae
Exons: 1
Coding region: 1-237 (78 amino acids)
Source: RefSeq, a predicted model, not a curated record